AGUCUAGGGGAGGCCAUGGCGUCGCUGAGGUGUAGCACCGUGGUCUGCGUGAUCUGUCUGGAGAAGCCCAAAUACCGCUGCCCGUCCUGUCGCGUGCCCUACUGCUCCCUGACCUGCUUCCGAACCCACAAAGAGCAGUGCAACCCUGAAACUCGUCCUGUUGAGAAAAAAAGAUCAGCUGUCUCUGCCAAAACUACGAAGCCGGUGGAAAACCAAGAUAAUGACGACUCCGUAGCUGAUUUUCUGAAUAGUGAUGAAGAGGAAGACAGAGUUUCUUUGCAGAAUUUAAGGAAUUUAGGGGAAUCUGCUACGUUAAGAAGCUUACUGCUGAACCCACACCUGAGACAGCUGAUCAUCAGCCUUGAUCAGGGGGACGACAAAGCCAAGCUCAUGAGAGACUACAUGCAGGAGCCCCUGUUUGUGGAGUUUGCCGACUGCUGUUUAGGAAUUGUGGAGCCAUCCCUCAAAGAAGAUUCUUAAAAUGGAUUUAAAUGCUGUGUGACUGUCAAGCAACCAGCGAGUGAGGGGCUCUAAACAAGGCAGGGACCGGCAGGACCCAGAUGGCUGAGGUGGGCUACGAAGCUGCCUGGGCUCAUGCUUCAGGCACAUGGUGUGUAUGACGAGUGGCAGAUCCUUUAAAUUUAUAAAGGGAAAACUCAACAUCCAAAUGGUGGUUUUAAAAUGUUUUAUUUUUGGUGUACAGUUGUGUCGGACAUCAGUGGUAUCAUUGAUACACCCACUGAGGUGAAAAACUUGAGCAUUAAAUAACAUGAUAUGGC
This is a messenger RNA of Oryctolagus cuniculus (rabbit), 779 nucleotides long. RefSeq names its product zinc finger HIT-type containing 3 (gene ZNHIT3). NCBI's taxonomy places the organism in Eukaryota, Metazoa, Chordata, Mammalia, Lagomorpha, Leporidae. Gene Ontology annotation, biological process: box C/D snoRNP assembly; snoRNA localization; maturation of LSU-rRNA from tricistronic rRNA transcript (SSU-rRNA, 5.8S rRNA, LSU-rRNA). The record is from RefSeq and is marked provisional. Gene Ontology annotation, molecular function: protein binding. Gene Ontology annotation, cellular component: pre-snoRNP complex; nucleus.